Messenger RNA from Lactuca virosa, 300 nucleotides. The record is from the annotation of a GenBank genome assembly. NCBI's taxonomy places the organism in Eukaryota, Viridiplantae, Streptophyta, Magnoliopsida, Asterales, Asteraceae.
AUGGCCAUCCUUAUGCCCUGCAUCACUCAAGCAAAGAAAAUUCUUAAACGGUCAUUCUCAAAUGGAAGUAGCACAACAAAAUCUAUGGAUAUCCCAAAAGUCAGUUUAGUGGUUUAUGUUGGUGAGCAAGAGAAGAAGAGAUUUGUAGUUCCCGUAUGGUUCUUAAUGCAACCUACUUUUCAAGAACUGCUAGAUCAGGCUGAGGAAGAAUUUGGAUAUAGUCAUCCAAUGGGCGGCCUGACUAUUCCAUGUAGUGAAUAUACGUUCACGGAUAUAGCUUCUCGUUUGGGCGCAUUAUGA